This is a messenger RNA of Caenorhabditis elegans, 590 nucleotides long. RefSeq names its product CHCH domain-containing protein (gene C24D10.6). Gene Ontology annotation, cellular component: mitochondrial ribosome. The record is from RefSeq and is marked reviewed. Bases 2 to 487 code for a protein of 161 amino acids. The transcript is spliced from 3 exons. Gene Ontology annotation, biological process: mitochondrial translation. NCBI's taxonomy places the organism in Eukaryota, Metazoa, Nematoda, Chromadorea, Rhabditida, Rhabditidae.
GAUGAUGUUCUCAUCGCCUCUCCUAAAAGAAAAAGCGCUGGCACGUGGUAAAUCGAUAUAUCCGAAAGUUGCAGUGUUUUCCGAAAUUUUACCGCUCGCCUCGAAGAAUCGUGUUCAGGCUGGACAAAAACCAAGAGCAGCGAGUUCGUCGUGCACUCAAGAGCUACAAGCACUGUUUGGAUGCCUGAAAAAGUGGGAAUUCGAUGAUGUUCCAUGCUCAAAACAACACACUCUUUACAUGGAUUGCGUUCACAAAGGAGCUGAAGAAGCUGCCGCGUAUCGGGAUGCCACGAGAAAAGGAACACUUGGAGAAUCUGGAGCCGGCGGAAAACAAUCAAUGACCAGUGCUCAAUUCAAUAAAAUUCAAAAACUCUUUCCACAACCAGACCUUGGAAAGCAGCCAUAUCGACAGAUGAAACGACUUCCAACACAAGACUACGCCGACGACACGUUCCACAGAAAACAUUGGUCAGGAAAAAGAAGCUAGAAUUUUUAAUUUUUAUUUUAAAAUCUCUUUUUUUGUUUUCUAGUAUGUAGUUUUCUUGUUUCUGUUAAAACUCCAAAAUAAGACAUAAAUAGUGCCUAUCCUU